This is a messenger RNA of Gongylonema pulchrum, 729 nucleotides long. Lineage: Eukaryota; Metazoa; Nematoda; Chromadorea; Rhabditida; Gongylonematidae. The record is from the annotation of a GenBank genome assembly.
AUGCUUCUGCAACCGGUAAACUUCUUUAAGGUACGAAGUCCAGUUACAAAUAUGGCCAGGACGUCAUUUUUCCACAUAAAGCGUGGAAAUGUCUGGAUUUGUGCUGUUACACGGCAAAAUGUUAAUGCUGCAAUGGUUUUCGAAUUUUUGAACAGGUUUUCCGAUACCAUGCAAUCAUAUUUUGGGAAACUGAAUGAGGAAAAUGUUAAAAACAAUUUUGUGCUCAUUUAUGAACUCCUGGAUGAGAUUCUUGAUUUUGGCUAUCCACAGAACACUGAUCCUGGAGUUCUGAAGACAUUCAUAACGCAGCAGGGCAUUCGAACAGCAAGCAAAGAAGAACAGGCGCAGAUUACUUCACAAGUAACGGGGCAAAUUGGAUGGCGUCGUGAAGGCAUUAAAUAUCGUCGAAAUGAACUCUUUCUGGAUGUCAUCGAAUACGUCAAUCUACUUAUGUCCCAGCAGGGCCAAGUUCUUUCGUCACAUGUAGCUGGAAAAGUGGCAAUGAAAUCAUAUUUGUCCGGAAUGCCGGAAUGCAAAUUUGGCAUCAAUGACAAGCUUACAAUUGAGGGUAAAGGACGGGCCGGUAGCGAUGAUGCUGCAAAAUCAACUCGUACAUCUGUGGCGAUUGAUGACUGUCAGUUUCAUCAGUGUGUCAAAUUGACCAAAUUCGAUACCGAACAUGCAAUAAGUUUUAUACCACCGGAUGGCGAGUAUGAGUUGAUGAGGUAA